This is a messenger RNA of Oncorhynchus gorbuscha (pink salmon), 3150 nucleotides long. RefSeq names its product brain aromatase (gene cyp19a1b). NCBI's taxonomy places the organism in Eukaryota, Metazoa, Chordata, Actinopteri, Salmoniformes, Salmonidae. The record is from RefSeq and is a predicted model, not a curated record. Bases 364 to 1830 code for a protein of 488 amino acids. Gene Ontology annotation, molecular function: iron ion binding; heme binding; monooxygenase activity. The transcript has 11 exons.
UCAAUCAAAAUGAAAGACCUACGGUCAUACUUGAGAGACCAGGUCUACUCUAUAAUCUCCAACAUUAAGUCUUUUUUUUGUGUUCACUUUGGGGUAUACUUUUCCAGUUAAAAGGUAGCCAGGCUCUUCACUAUAGCUCUAUUGUUUUGCUUUGGCAGUCUUUUUGGUGAGAGGUUCAUGCAUUUAACGGCACUUGAGGGCCUAAAUUGGUAGUGUAACCAAGCAACCGGAGCAGAAACAGGGGCACAGGAGUGGCUACACAGGAGACGGACUGUAGCCAGGCUAGCGGCAGACUACUCUGGGGCAGUCCAGGAUGAGAGCGCUGUCAUCAUAACACUGCAGCCUCCAGACCUCCUCACUGUAAUGGCUACCAGUAUAGUGGAUGACACGAGCGUGUCUGGAGUCCUGCUGCUGCUGCUCUGUCUCCUGCUCAUCACGGCCUGGUGCCUCACUAACGCCUCACACAUACCAGGUCCUUUCUUCUGGGCUGGUCUGGGUCCAAUCCUGUCCUACUCUCGGUUCAUCUGGAGCGGGAUAGGAACAGCCUGUAACUACUACAACAAGAGAUAUGGGAGUAUGGUUCGGGUCUGGAUCAACGGAGAAGAGACUCUCAUUCUUAGCAAGUCCUCUGCUGUCUACCAUGUCCUGAAGAGUGCCCACUACACAGCCCGGUUCGCCAGUAAACGAGGACUGCAGUGUAUCGGGAUGGACGGGAGAGGUAUCAUCUUCAACAGUGACAUCCCACUCUGGAAAAAAAUGAGGACAUAUUUUGCGAAAGCUCUGACAGGGCCUGGUCUGCAGCGGACAGUAGGGAUCUGUGUGAGUGCAACAGACAGGCACCUGGAGCGUCUGCAGGAGAUGACUGACCCCUCUGGACACGUAGAUGUUCUCAACCUGCUGAGAUGCAUCGUAGUGGACAUUUCUAACAAACUGUUCCUCAGGGUGCCUCUCAAUGAGAAAGAGCUGCUAUUGAAGAUUCAACACUACUUUGACACCUGGCAAACGGUUCUGAUCAAGCCUGAUAUCUUCUUCAAAUGUGGAUGGAUGUACAAGAGGCAUCAACAAGCAGCCAAGGAGCUACAGGACGUCAUGGAAAGCCUUAUCGAAACCAAAAGAAGAAUUAUCAGUGAAGCUGAAAAACUGGAUGAUGAUAUUGACUUCACCUCAGAACUCAUCUUCGCCCAGAACCAUGGAGAGCUGUCGGCGGACGACGUGAGACAGUGUGUGUUGGAGAUGGUGAUAGCAGCCCCAGACACUCUGUCCAUCAGUCUGUUCUUCAUGCUCAUGCUGCUGAAGCAGAACCCUGAGGUGGAGAUGAGGAUUGUAGAGGAGAUCAGCACUCUCAUAGGAGAGAAGGAUGUAAUGACAGUUGACUUCCAGAACUUCAGAGUGCUGGAGAGCUUUAUCAAUGAGUCCAUGAGGUUCCAUCCUGUGGUAGACUUCACCAUGAGGAAGGCGCUGGAAGAUGACGUCAUCGAUGGGACCAAGGUUUCCAAGGGAACCAACAUCAUCCUCAACAUAGGGCUCAUGCACAAAACUGAGUUCUUCCCCAAACCCAACGAAUUCAGCUUGGAAAACUUUGAUAAAACUGUGCCCAGUCGUUUCUUCCAGCCGUUCGGCUGUGGCCCCCGCUCCUGUGUGGGUAAACACAUUGCCAUGAUGAUGAUGAAGGCUGUCCUGGUGACGCUAUUGUCGCGGUACACGGUGUGUCCUCGUCAUGGCAACACACUGAGCAGCAUCAGGCAGACAAACAACCUGUCACAGCAACCCGUGGAGGAUGAACACAGUCUGGCAAUGAGGUUCAUACCAAGACAGCUGACCAUAACCUAACCACAACCACUACUGACCACCACCACUACUGACCACAACCACUACUGACCACCACCACCACUACUGAUCACCACCACCACUACUGACCACAACCACCACUACUGACCACAGCCACUACUGACCACGACAACCAAUAUAACCUGUCCUGUCACAGCAACCUGUUGAGAAUGAACAUGAACACAGCCUUACCAUGAGGGUCAUACCCAGAAUGACACAAGCAGCCUCCACUGACCACAACCAGCCACCACUGACCACAACCAGCCUCCACUGACCACAACCAGGCACCACUGACCACAACCAGCCACCACUGACCACAACCAGCCACCACUGACCACAACCAGGCACCACUGACCACAACCAGCCACCACUGACCACAACCAGCCUCCACUGACCACAACCAGUCACCACUACAACCAGCCACCACUGACCACAACCAGCCUCCACUGACCACAACCAGGCACCACUGACCACAACCAGCCACCACUGACCACAACCAGGCACCACUGACCACAACCAGCCACCACUGACCACAACCAGCCACCACUGACCACGACCGGUCACCACUAACCACAACCAGCCACCAGCCACCACUGACCACAACCAGCCUCCACUGACCACAACCAGCCGCCACUGGCCACAACCGGCCAGUUACCACUGACCACAACCAGCCUCCACGGACCUAGAACCAGCCUCCACGGACCUAGAACCAGCCUCCACUGACCACAACCAGCCUCCACUUACCACAACCAGCCUCCACUUACCACAACCAGCCUCCACUGACCACAACCAGCCUCCACUGACCACAACCAGCCUCCACUGACCACAACCAGCCUCCACUGACCACAACCAGCCUCCACUGACCACAACCAGUCUCCACUGACCACAACCAGUCACCAGCAACCACUGACCACAACCACAACCAGCCACCACUGACCACAACCAGCCACCAGUCUCUACUGACCACAACCAGCCUCCACUGACCACAACCAGUCAUCAGCCACCACUGACCACAAUCAGCCUCCACUGACCACAACCAGCCUCCACUGACCACAACCAGCCUCCACUGACCACAACCAGCCGCCACUGACCACAACCGGCCAGUUACCACUGACCACAACCAGCCUCCACUGACCUAGAACCAGCCUCCACUGACCACAACCAGCCUCCACUGACAACAACCAGCCACUACUGACCAGAACCAGUCACCACUGACCACAACCAAUCACCACUGACCACAACCAGCCUCCACUGACCACAACCGGUCACCAGCCUCCACUGACCACAACUAGCCACCACUGACCACAACCAGCCACCACUGAC